Molecule: messenger RNA, 1458 nt
Organism: Didymodactylos carnosus
Lineage: Eukaryota; Metazoa; Rotifera; Eurotatoria; Philodinida; Philodinidae
Source: the annotation of a GenBank genome assembly
AUGAGUCUGGUGCCAUUGGCUAUUGCAAAGGUACCAACAGAAGAUCGAUUAAAUUUAGACAGAUACGUAACUCAAGAUUUUAUUCGGAUGUUCGAGCGUGAUCAAACAAUGAUGUUGGAUGAUUGCCAUUAUGAAUUCCCUGCUACUGUUGCCACAACUGUCAGCACAGUACAAGCUAGCACAAUGACCACUGCAUCAGAUAAUGACGAAGAAGAUUUGUCAAUAAGACGAACAGGUUCAAAACGUCGAAAACAAAUAAAAAAGCCUCUACCAUCAAAACCAUUACGUCAAAAUUGUGGCAGAUAUACUACAUAUGAAAUGCGUAUAUGUGAUCAACUGUUAAAACAUUCAAUAAAAACAGCCUGUGAUGUAACAGCUGCAGGUGCAACACAAAAGGAUGCAUUUACAUUUUUUACACAUUUCAGUACUACAAAUCAUUUUCAACAACUCGGUGAUGAAAUUAUUAUGGAUUUGUGGGAAUAUAUGGACUUAUUUUCCCUAUGGCAUGGUUGGUUCAAUCUUAAUUAUCGAUUUAAUCAGAUAUUGUUCGAUGAUCGCCUUCGAUUCACAUUGAAUUUAAAACUAUUUCCUGAUGACGAACGCAAACAUUUUUUUAAGUUUUGUAUAUUAACAAUGCCACUCGUCUCUUCUCGAUUGACUUCAUUGACAAUGACAAAACUUUAUACAAAGAAAUUCAUAUUGUUGUGUGAUCAAUUGAAGUUUGAUCGAUUGGAAAUGUUAAUAUUUGACGAUACACACGGAGAAGGUUAUUAUGCCAUGACUGAGCAGAUGCUACAAUUCAUUUUCAAUGUCAAAUCUUUAAGAAAAUUGACUGUUUCCACUCAAACGUGUGACGAUACAAAAUCCAUCCUGUCGAGAAAACUUAUUUGUGAAAAUCGGUUACCUCAAUUAACAGCAUUUACGUUGCACAAUGGGUAUUUUAAUCUCGAGCUUUACUAUCACAACUUAUCAGCGACGAAUGCUAUCAAACGAUUAAGUAUCAAUUGUGAAAUGAAUGAUUUAACAGGAAUAUUUCAUUGUUCAAAAAGUCUGAAAUAUCUUAGAAUGGGUUUGUCUGAUGGAUGGACUUAUGAAACAUGGAAAGGACGCGGCAAGCCAGCGUUGCCCGCGUUACCAACACUCAGAGAAAUGUGUGUUGGUGUUCAAAAUAUACCGUUCGAUGAUUUAUCUAACAUAGUGAGAGCGAUGCCAAACGUCGAACGUCUUGAGAUUGAUGGAAUAUUAAAGGAUAGGUAUUGUUACGAUGGAGAAAAGUUAAAACAUUUGUUUUCUAGCAUAAAGACGGUGACCAUCAAGAAUCUUGAAUAUCAAACAAAACGGUCUAUGAGCACAUUUCGAUUCAUGAAUGAUGAGUAUUGGUACAACGUCAAGUGUGAAAAAAUCAGUGAACGCGGCUCGUUGAGUUUAUCAGCUAUGGGAGGAUAUUGUCGUAAUUAA